ACUAGUAAUGAGUUACUGCUCAACACUGUACCUCACACGCUGCUUACAGGUCUCACAAUGCAAAGAUCCAACCUCUACAGGUGUCCUGUUAUCAUGGAGAUGCAAUAAAUCUUCCUUCCUCUUGCUAUAAAUACUUUGUGAUAACAUACGACCCAUCCCAGAAUAAAGGUCGGACAAACGCCACACAACCGGUUCAGCCCCCUCACAGCCCCGCCCCAUUGCGCACACCUGUGGCGCACAGCAGCCUCACCUGUACGGAGCCUUUUUGCGCCCUGCCCGGGCAAAUAUCAGCUUCCAUUAGCUCACCUGCUCAGACAAUCCCCAUCAGCCCGUUCCUGAACGUGUCUCUCUCCCCCACCUGACAUGCUGGAGCUCCUGGCUUACCUGCAUGACUCCGAGCUUGUGGCCCGGUUCCAGAGACGAUGCGGACUCUUCCUAGUCGAAGCCGCGCAUCACAGCCGAGGAGGGACGCCCGACACCCCACGUGGACAACUGAGGGGACGAUGGGACCACCAGGAUAAUAAUUCAAACUUUAAACACAAGGAGAAUGGAUUUGCCAUUGGUGGCUGCAGCAGGCCUCAGUAUGAGGUGAGGAACUGGCUGUUGUACUUCCUCUUCCUGUUCUCGGCAGGCCUAGGGCAUGAAAUCUUCUACAUCACCUGUCUGCCCUGCAUACAGUGGAACCUGGAUCCAUUCCUGUGCCGACGCCUGGUCAACAUGUGGACCGUGGUGAUGUACGUUGGCCAGGUGAUGAAAGAUUUGCUGAAGCUGCCUCGCCCUCUCUCACCCCCUGUGGUCAAGCUGGAGACGCGUGUCAAUGCAGAGUACGGGCUGCCCUCCACCCAUGCCAUGGCUGCCACCGCCAUCUCCUUCACGCUUUUACUAAGCGCUCCCUCCAGGAUACAGUUCCAAUUCGAGGUGGGUCUGCUGAUCGCAGUGACGCUGUCGUCCUUGGUGUGUCUGAGCCGCCUCUACACUGGCAUGCAUUCGGUUUUGGAUGUGAUCUGUGGCGCAUUAAUCUCCGCCAUCCUCGUGUUCCUCACCUACCCAUACUGGGAAACCUUCGACCAUUUCCAGCUCAACAGCCGUAUCUCCCCCAUCGUGGGGUUGUUGUUGCCCCUCUUCCUCAGCUACAAGUACCCGGAGCUGGACCAUUACAGCACCACGCGGGGGGACACAACCAUCAUUCUAGGAGUAGGGGCUGGGUGCUCUGUGGGAUACUGGGUGAAUGAACAGCUGGGGCAGACAUUGGUGCCCCAGGGGGUGCUACCUGUGCCCCUACCCACACUGACGCCAAAUGUGCUGGCACUAGGCGCGGUCCGCCACCUCGUGGGAGUUGUAGCAUUAGUGGGAACUCGGCAGGUGGUGAAAACCUUGAGCCUGCAGGUGUUGUAUUCAUGGUACGGCGUGGCAAAAAAUGACGACAGUGCCAGGAGGAGGAGAGAGAUCGAAGUGCCUUACAAGUUCACCACAUACACUGCUGUUGGACUUGUUAAUUCUAUACUGGUCAAUAGAGUGUUCAUUCUACUGGGGCUAAUGUGAUCUAUUAACACAACACUAAUGUAUAAGGACCUGAACUGAACACAAAUGUACCUCAUAUUUAUUUCAAUGUGCAUCAAAUGACCUUUUCUACAGGUUAACUUUCUCAUACAAGCAGCUUGGGCGGGGAAUGAUUGACAAGUGUACUUGUAACUGAGCUGAAAGCAAAUCCAAUAUUUUGUUCAGGCAGCAAUAAAGUUUUUAUAACUUAA
Dicentrarchus labrax (European seabass) is the source of this 1751-nucleotide messenger RNA. RefSeq names its product sphingosine-1-phosphate phosphatase 2 (gene sgpp2). Gene Ontology annotation, molecular function: sphingosine-1-phosphate phosphatase activity. The coding region runs from base 364 to 1542 and encodes 392 amino acids. The record is from RefSeq and is a predicted model, not a curated record. The transcript has 5 exons. Lineage: Eukaryota; Metazoa; Chordata; Actinopteri; Moronidae. Gene Ontology annotation, cellular component: endoplasmic reticulum membrane. Gene Ontology annotation, biological process: sphingosine metabolic process; phospholipid dephosphorylation.